This is a messenger RNA of Boeremia exigua, 1638 nucleotides long. RefSeq lists its product as uncharacterized. The transcript is spliced from 3 exons. Gene Ontology annotation, cellular component: mitochondrion. Bases 1 to 1638 code for a protein of 545 amino acids. NCBI's taxonomy places the organism in Eukaryota, Fungi, Ascomycota, Dothideomycetes, Pleosporales, Didymellaceae. The record is from RefSeq and is a predicted model, not a curated record.
AUGCUCCAACGCACUCUCCUCCGCGCACCGCACCGGCGCCCCCAGCACCACCUCCUGCGGCGCUUCGCAACGCACCCCACGCCGCCCACGCCCGCCUCGCGCCUCGACCGCCUCAACCGCCGCCUCCCGAAAUUCCUCCACAAGCACACCGCCGCGCUCGCCACCGCGCCCCUCUCGCACAUAACCGCCUUCCUGCUUCUCCACGAACUGACCGCCAUCAUUCCCCUCAUCGGCCUCGCCACCACCUUCCACUACACGCACUGGCUCCCCUCGUGGUUCGCAGAAGGCGCCUGGGUGCUGGCGGGCGUGGAGCGUUUCGGCGCGUACUUCCAGCGCAAGGGGUGGGUGCGGAGCGCAGAUGUGGCGGCUGCGGAGGAGGGGGUCGAGCUGCGGCGGCGCGACCGCGCGUGGCAUUUGGGCGAGGGCGGGGCGCGGGUGCUGGUCGAGGUCGCGACGGCGUAUGCGGUGACGAAGGUGCUGUUGCCCGUGCGGAUUGUGGUUAGUGUGUGGGGGACGCCGGGGUUUGCGAGGUGGGCGGUUGUGCCGGUUGUGAGGCGGUUCAAGACGCUGUUUGGGAGGGGGGCGAAGCCGGAAGUUGCGAGGGGAGGGGGGACGGGGGCGGUGGGUGGUGGGGCGGUGCCGCGCAAGGCAGCGGAGGAGAAACCCACCAAUAUCGAGAUGUGUUUCGGGGACCAAACGAGAUACACCACGAGGACCCGCAUCCAGAAUGGAGUGCGACUUCAAGAGGAAUUGGUGGUGCCGCGCCAUCGAGGCUCCUUGCGCCGCAGGUAUGGAGCAUCCUACUAUCCCUCCAGGUACUAUGCUCGCCCUCCCGGAGGCCACUACAGUGGUGGCGCCAUGCGGUAUCCUGCGCGCUACCCUGCAAACGUUGGCUAUCCACGAGCCAUGGGCGCUACAGCUAUGGGCUACCCCAAGCCCCGCCACAAUUACAUCUACAACCCCCGAUACGGCCAACGCGGCGUCCUCACCUACGCCGGCCAGCAAGCCAACGGCGCCUACCCCUCCGGCGUCGCAGGCGCCAUGAUGCCCAGCUACGGCUAUGGCUACAACUACGGCGCAGGAGGCAUUGGCUACGCCGCCGCACAACCGGUAUACCACCCAUACGCCAGCGCCUACAACUCGUACCAAAACUACUCGUACCCAAACUACUCAUACCCGAGCCACGCCGCCUACGCCGCGCUGGGAGGCUACCACACCGCCAGCCUGCACGGCUCGAUGUACUCCCUCGCUAACUUCUACUCCCCGUACCAGCGCUCCUACUACGCCACCGUGCCCUCGUGCGGCUACACCGCACACGUCUACCCGCCCGGCCCCACCACCUUUCACGUCGCCAACAGCCACGCCGCCGCCGCCGCGCCGCCGGGUCCCGUCCGCACGUGUGCCCAUACGACGCGCGAGGACGUGCAGAUGGAGAACCGCCGCAUCGCGACAGAGCGCGGUGCGUAUAGUGCGAGGCGCAUCAAGCCCGCGGAUGCGCGCGAUGACGAUCCGUUCUGGUGCCGUGAGCGCAACGGCGAGUGGCAUCUGAGGACAUACUAUCAGAUUGAGAAUGAAUGCUAUCCCGGGCAGUGGCUGAUGGAUGCGGAAAUGGGGUUUCUUGUGUUCCACCGCGGCUGA